This is a messenger RNA of Acanthaster planci (crown-of-thorns starfish), 3394 nucleotides long. Its product is annotated as ras-related protein Rab-24-like. NCBI's taxonomy places the organism in Eukaryota, Metazoa, Echinodermata, Asteroidea, Valvatida, Acanthasteridae. Gene Ontology annotation, molecular function: GTP binding; GTPase activity. The record is from RefSeq and is a predicted model, not a curated record.
GAUGGGGAAAACGAAAACCCUGCUGCAUGCAGACCAGUGCACAUUUAGUUUCACAAAAACUUUCAGGUGCACAGUUCCCAACCAAUGUAUAGUACGUGUAUUAAUUCAUAAUUCUAGUUAUUAUGUAUUGUAGAUAUAGAGAAAACCUCAUUUAGUCAGUCAAGGCUUAUUGGAACUCGGGACCCUGGACUACCGAGGGAUGAAAAGUCUGAAUUAACUGUGGAGAGGGGAAUCUAAUUGUCCCAGUAUUCAUCAAAAUGCUGGAAUGGUGAAAUACAUCCAUGUAUCUCGUGUAGUGUGGCUGGCCGAUGUGACAUACCAUACCCUCACCCCAAAAGUACAUGUACGUAUCACGCUCAACAUGUUGCCUGGGGGCAAAGUGGCAAAUGGGGAAUGGGCAAAGUGUUGACAUGACAUCUGGCAGCAGUCAAUGCAUGAGAGAGAGGUUGUAUGUCAAUUCCUGAAGAUGUGUACACAAGUGUUGCAUUUCAACUUGCCCUAUAAGGCCUUGAAAAAACAGAUGCUAGGUUGAGAGGUACUGCUGUCCAUGCAUAUCACGAACUACACUGGAGGGAUAGAGGACCGAGUCGGCGUCAACGGUACUUAUGAGCAACCAUUUUCACUGUAUUGAGGAAGUCAGGGUUCUGCUGGAAACAUCACUGAAAAUGCCACAAUUUUAGAGCAUUGCAUAACCCAUGUGACCCGGAAAUGGUGACAUGCAAGACCAAGGUUCUCUUGGAAUCAGUGACUGAAUGAGGCAAAGGCAAGGUUUGAUCUUACGCUUGUAACACCCAAUGCUGAAUCUAUUUUUUCAACCUCUUCCGACAUUUUAACCAUGUUUAUUAGGAGGCUGUAACAUUCUUGUACCAUAGGACCAGGACAGACCUGUCCGUAUCACUCCUACAUUGACAUUUCAACGAUACAAUGCAAUUACAUGGAUAUCGUUUGCCUUACUUUUUCAAAGACUACAGUGAUACCAUUGCAUAUGUAGUGCCUUGAUAACCCAUCAGGAUCCUGGAACUCUAAGACAAGAAAAUCUGAGUGUGACGAAACUCACAAUUGUAACUACAAAAGCUAAACUGAACUGAGGCAGUCAAUCAGAAUGUCAUGAGAACCAUGACAGAAAGUAACAAACAUCAGCAGUGAAUUUUUCGAAUGCCAGUUGUGGUCUUGCCAAAUUUUAAAACGCAUCUUCACAGAGGAUAUCCCCUCAGAGGGCGUCCCACUUUGAAAAGCAGCUCCAACUGAAAUGAACUUCAGCAAGUGUAUUUCAACAUCUACUUGCCUGAAGAAAACGACGUACCAUUUUUGCCUGGAUUCAAGGAGGUGAGACACCAAGCAUGAACGAUAAUCUGCCACAGUUGAAGGUUGUGUUGCUGGGCAAGCCAUGUGGAGGGAAGACUUGUCUAAUGGAGAGGUUUGUCUGCAACAGAUUCCGCCACGAGGCUAAACCAACAUGUGGUGUAGCUUUUGAACUGAAGGACGUUAAAGUGGAUAGCCGGACAGUCAGGAUACAAAUCUGGGACAUUGGGGGAAGUGAACUGUACACGUCUAUCAGUCGGCUUUACUACCGAGGGGCUGGCGCUGCUAUAGUCUGUUAUGAUCUUACCAGUCCAACCAGCUUUGACAGGAUCAAGCUCUGGGUGGAACAGGUGAAAAGGAGCGAAGAGUUUUGCAAAAUUUAUCUGUGCGGUACAAAGCUUGACCUAGUGGAGAGGGGUAGGCUGCCGAGACAGGUGGACAGUGACGUUGUGGCAGAUUACACGGAAGAACUUCAUGCAGAAGUCUUUGAAACUUCAAGUAAGACUGGUUACAAUGUCAGAGAUCUGUUCUUGAAGGUUGCCAAAGAUUACCUCCAUGACGGCAAGCACAUAGCUUACAUUGAUAGUAGACAAGAAGAUGGAGAGGAUAUAGCACUCCUGGGAAACAACAAACGUAAACGAUGUGGCUGCUGCCCCUGGUAGCCGGUCACAACAUGCACACAUCCAGCUAGAAUCACAACAAGUGCCCCUGUCCGAUGCGUCGGCAUCCUGUCAAUGGUGUUAUAGGUGGUCUUUAAUAAGACCAAAUUGAAAUUAGUAUUAACUUUCGCAGGAAAGGAUACAAACUGAUGCCUUUCAGAUUCUCUAUCAAUGUUUAGAAAAGGGAAUGAAAGUCAUGGGAUGGAUUCAGGAUUUUUUGUUGAGGGGUCUUCAAAUGUUUAGAUGGGGGGAGGGGGUUGUGUUACGGUAUUCGUCAUCAUUAUUGGGGCCCUUUCAACUCUUUGUUUUGCUCUUAAACAAAUGCCCAAAUAAGACCCCUACGUUUUUUUUCUUUGUUGAGGAGCCGGCAUCCUCUAGAUCCGGGCGUCAAAAAGAAGUAGGAGACGAGCGGGGUGACCUCGACCCUGUCCGCUGUGUAAUUUCUUCAUGCGACCCUGUAUGGCCUCUCUGGGUGGUUGAGACUAAAUGUUAGGGGCUUUUUCACAUACCUUUAGAUGGAAGGGCAAGAAAAUUAUCCCUUAACGCUUCUCAUAUCUAAAAAAAAAAAAAAUAAUUGCUCUCUUUUGAGGGGGCGUGGCCCCCGUUGCCCUUCCCCUGCUGUAUGAAAUUACCUUUAAAGAGAACUUACGCAACUCUAGUAUCUUGUAAAAACAAUGAAAUUUAUUUUUAUAUUGCAUGUUUUGUACAUUACUCCUUUUUUCGUAGACUGUAAUAUUUUUGGAUUGUUUUCUUUACUUGCUCAAAGUGAGCAAUCAUUGUAUGUUUCAUUAUAUUUCCAGUGCUGAACACAUGUACCUUUUAAAGUUGUAGUUUUAUUCUAUUUAGAGGAAAAAUGUCCUCCAUGUCUGCAUUACUUUUGGUUAACCGAACUUAAAAAAGCGUAGGUCCUUAUCGAAUCUUCCCUCUCACAAAUUCUUUAUUCUAGAUCUGUUACUUCAAUAAACCUUUUGCAAAUUAAAUUUGAUUACAAUCUGGUACACAGACUUAUCUGAUUACAUGAUACAUAAUUUGAAUUCCCCAGACUAAAGACACUGUUGCUAUACCGCGUGAUUUGGGGCUAAGUUCUGCAUAGCGACCACCAUCUCGGAAAUGGGCUGGUUCCUUUGUGCCCUUCUUGUCCAUUGGAAGCAGCGUAUUGGUGCAAGGUGUCUCUUAUGUAAUUAAGCAAAAGCCUGCCCUGAAUCACAAAGUUAGGGAUAGAUGUCUUUAGUAUGGAGAAUUCAAAUUCUUGUGUUCAUGGAAUUCAAAGAACUCCAUGUACCAUAUUUUAUUCAAAUUUAAUUCGCAAAAGGUUGAUUACUUCAGCAGCCUCAGACGAUUCACAUCUCUCACAAAUAAAUAUACAUGUAAUUGUAAUUUCAAUUACACUGGUAAUAAAUUAGUCAAUUUGAGAUAAUGAUGUCAGUGGCUUA